CUCGCUAGUCUUUCAUGGCUGAUUAAAGUGCAGCAGUGCGAAGUCAGGCUGAAACCUGCGCUGUUUGUUUUCGUCUCUGUGGGAAUUGCCUGAAUAGAUGAUUGUGGCUAAUGCGUGGAAGGAGAGCUCGGCCGUUCGAUUACAACUUAAUUUGGUAAUGAAGUGAGAUGGAGAGACUUCCUGCUCCUCCAGUCUAUCGAGCGCAGCGUGGGGCCGAUCCAGCAGGCUCGGGAUGUUCUCCUGCUAAUGCAGCGCAGCACCAGUUAAUCAAAUAUUCAUGGCGAGGAGUGAAACGUUCCAACCAAUGUACCGAGUACACGGGUAACAGGAUUAAAACGUUUAUUUAAGGACGGGAGACGGUGGUGAGGCAUGUACAGUAAUUACAUUUCCAUGUGCCUUUCCUUCCUCACUGAUGGAACAUUCAUGUCUGAACAUGCUGUGUGAGAUGCAGGUUUGUGUGUCAGUCGUUGUCCGGACGCGGCUGCAGGUCCUGGGCGUCUCGAUGGACACGGGCAGCUGGAGUGGCAGUGAGAGUGGAGGAGAAGAAGUGGAGAGGAUGAGCGACUCGAACGAAAAGCCCACCGACAACGACGCAGAGGGCGUGUGGAGCCCUGACAUCGAGCAGAGUUUUCAGGAGGCGCUGGCCAUCUACCCGCCCUGCGGCCGCCGCAAGAUCAUCCUCUCUGAUGAAGGGAAGAUGUACGGUCGUAAUGAACUGAUAGCCAGGUACAUCAAACUGAGGACUGGAAAGACGCGAACGAGAAAACAGGUCUCCAGUCACAUUCAAGUUCUGGCCCGGCGGAAAUCCAGAGAACUUCACGCUAAACUUAAGGUCACUAAUUUGGAUCAAAGCGUGAAGGACAAAGCACUCCAGAGCAUGGCGGCCAUGUCUUCUGCUCAGAUCGUGUCGGCCACGGCCAUUCACAGCAAGCUGGGACUGGCAGGUCUCCCUCAGCCCAGCUUCCCUGCAGCGCCGGGGUUUUGGCAGCUGCCGACGGGCCAUCCUGGAUCCUCACAAGACAUUAAGCCGUUUACGCAGCACGCCUACCCCAUUCAGGCCGCCACGGCAUUAUCAGGUUAUGAGCCUCCCAGAGCUCCUGCAGCAACUCCUCCACCGUGGCAGGGACGCUCCAUCGGCACGAGCAAACUGCGACUCAUCGAGUUCUCCUCGUUCCUGGAGCAGGAGCGAAACCCAGAGUCUUACAACAAGCACCUGUUUGUUCACAUCGGCCAGACGAGCCACUCGUACAGCGACCCGCUGCUGGAGUCGGUGGACAUCCGCCAGAUCUACGAUAAAUUCCCUGAGAAGAAAGGAGGCCUCAAGGAGCUUUUUGGGAAAGGACCACAGAAUGCCUUCUUCUUAGUCAAGUUCUGGGCGGACCUGAACUGUAACGUCCAGGAGGACUCGGGUGCGUUCUACGGCGUGACCAGUCAGUACGAGAGUCCUGAUAACAUGACCAUCACCUGCUCGACUAAAGUGUGUUCAUUCGGGAAGCAGGUGGUGGAGAAAGUGGAGACGGAGUACGCGCGCUACGAGAACGGCCGAUUCUUGUACAAAAUAAACCGCUCGCCCAUGUGUGAAUACAUGAUCAACUUCAUCCACAAGCUCAAGCACCUGCCUGAGAAGUACAUGAUGAACAGCGUGUUAGAAAACUUCACCAUCCUGAUGGUGGUGUCGAACAGAGAAACCCAGGAGACGCUGCUGUGCAUGGCGUGUGUGUUCGAGGUGUCCAACAGCGAGCACGGAGCUCAGCAUCACAUCUACAGACUGAUCAAAGAAUGAGACACUGCUUCAACCUUUCUUUCUCUGUCUCUCUCUCACACACUCACUCACUCUCACACACCACACAAGAACUGCUGCCCUGCUGGUCAGAGAGAGCCCGAGCGCAUCAUGUCCUGUGUCCACAGGGGCCCGGUAUGUGGCGCUUUUCACCAUGAGCUGCUGCCCUGAACAGCUCAGAAAAAAACUUGACACUCAGUGAUAAACUCAUAACUCUGAAGCGGCUGUGCCUCUGCGCGUAUAAACCCUCCGCUUCACUCGCUCACAGCUGGACGAUGCCUCUAACGACCACGUUUUGUCUUAAAUGUUGUGUAUUUUCUCGAUCUGCACAGGUGCAGGGAGUGACGGUGAAACGGAGGUACGUUUUGUUACUUUUUCAUUUAAUACCGAUAUCCUUUUUUUUUUUUUAAUGUCACUGAAGAAUAUUGUGUAUUUUUUAGUACAAGAAAAAUGUACUCUCUAUUCUAAACAGAUAAGCGUAAUGUCUUAUUUUGUCCCUGAAAUAAAUCAUAGUCCUGUUUAGAGUUUAACACUGAAGUUAAGCAAAGAUGGAUGAAUGGAGUUAAUAUUUUAUACCACACACAACCCAAUUUAAAUGCUUAAUCUUUAACGCCAUCUUGAACUGGUUAGAAAUACAGACCUGAUAAAUCCCUAAAAAAAAAAAAAAUGUUUUUCCUGUUUUUAAUCUGGAUCACAUGUUCAUGUGUUCACUUGAAUAAUAGCGGCGUAAACGAACCAAAAAUCCAGACGCUUUUAUUACCAAGUCAUGUGGCAGGUUUGAUGGUGUCAUGCUUUAAAGGUGCAGUCAGUGAUCUCAUCUCAUCUCAUUAUCUCUAGCCGCUUUAUCCUGUUCUACAGGGUCGCAGGCGAGCUGGAGCCUAUCCCAGCUGACUACGGGCGAAAGGCGGGGUACACCCUGGACAAGUCGCCAGGUCAUCACAGGGCCGACACAUAGACACAGACAACCAUUCACACUCACAUUCACACCUACAGUCAAUUUAGAGUCACCAGUUAACCUAACCUGCAUGUCUUUGGACUGUGGGGGAAACCGGAGCACCCGGAGGAAACCCACGCGGACACGGGGAGAACAUGCAAAAACUGCACAGAAAGGCCCUCGCCGGCCCCGGGGCUCGAACCCGGACCUUCUUGCUGUGAGGCGACAGCGCUAACCACUACAACACCGUGCCGCCCGCAGUCAGUGAUAUUAUUUAUUAUUUUUUUUUUUUUUAAAGUGACACCGGUUGACGUGCUGGUUCAGGAAUCAUUUAAUCCACGCCCCUUUCUGAAUUGUUUGAGCUCAUACCCAUCCCCAUAGCUAGUAUACAUCAUCUUGUUUCACUACAUUUUAUUUCCUAAUGCGGGGCGUCCUAAUCACGUGUUGGGCUGUUUACAAACCGCUCACUCAGCAGCCAGUUCGGCAAACUCACGUGAGGUCAUGCGCGGGUCAGAGGUCACGACCGCGGAGCCACAGCAAACAUGGCGGAUCGCCCAGAUCGAACGAAGACGCCUAAAUAUUUAAUAUUUUUAUAAAAAUCGAGAAUUAAAAUAUUCCAAAUCUAAACGGACCUGUGAGCUCAAAGACCCCCAAGCGCUCGUUUCCGUGUCGGAGGCCGCCGGUUCCACCAUGUUUGUCACUAUCUCGCUCAUUAUAAUAUUAUAAUGAGGAUAAACUUUUGGCCGUUUCUGUACCCAAGCGUAAACAGCAUGCGGUAUUUUUCCAGGUCGUUCUCCUUCACAGGUAUGAUGCAGCAGGUAAUACAGUGUGUGAUUCAAGUACCUAGGGGUUAUUCAAGCUCCACAGGGUACUCUUGCUGGGUUUCACAUGAUGUCACAUCCGCCUCAUUAGUUAUUCAAAACUUUAGCUGGUGGUCUACUAAAGCACAGCUGACGAAGCGUUUGUACGGAGAAGGUGCAUUGCUGGCAUGAAAAAUACCUUAUGCUUGCGUUGUUUUAAGUUGUUCGAAUCAGUCAAACUGAUAAAAGGUUCUUCAGGGUUCCCCGUGAACUAAUAAAGGGUGAACAAACACAGGAUUUCACAAAAAGACAUCGAGAAAGGUGGCUUUCGAACCUCCCACUGAAAUCGAAGGGAGUCGAGUCGAAGCAUGCUCGAGUUUCACUUGGUGAAAGGUUUGUAUUUCCCUUUCAGCUCUGUGCUUGGUGUUUUCCAAGUACUUUUCUUGCUAUGUGUCGUUAUUUUACGGGACUUUUUUUUUAGUCAUGAAGUGCUAAAGUCCCCAGCUGUUUCUUUGUUUACUCCUUAAAGUCCAUAUGCAUGAAGGUCGCGACAAAUUCUUCCCCAGCCGUACAGUUACAACGCGCCGUGAUCACUUCUCCGUCUUGUUUAACUAAGAUCCAGGUCUUAGUUCCACCUAACGAACCACUUGUUCGUUAAUGUUACCAAGGACUCGAAGCAUCCUGACAGGACAAAGAGACUCCCAAUGUUUACUUUUGAACAACUAAUGUACUCCAGUUCUCGAUAGAUGAUGUCCUCAAGGUACUUCAGAACCUUCAUACAAAUAAAGCAACGGGCCCAGACGGUAUUUCGAACAGACUACUCAAGGAGGCUGCGCCUGAAAUAUGUACUUCCUUAAAGGAAUUGUUCAACCAUUCACUGGACUCUGGAGUAUUCCCCACUGAAUGGAAACAGUGUAACAUCACCCCUGUUUACAAGAAGGGCGACCGAACAGACCCCCAGAACUACAGACCGAUCGCCCUACUACCAACUGUUGCCAAAGUUCUUGAAAGACUGGUCCAUAACCACCUGUACGCUCAUCUGGAAAGUAACAACCUCUUUAACAAACACCAGUCUGGAUUCAAAAAGGGAGAUGGUACUGUGUUUCAGCUGAUACGCCUAGUGGACGACUGGGUGAAAUCCAUCAAAGGCCCAGACAUAGCUUGUACUGCGGCUGUAUUUCUCGAUGUCAGACGUGCAUUUGACACGGUUUGGCGCCAAGGGCUUAUCUACAAGCUGACCCCCGCUAUGGUGUAGGAGGGCCGCUGAUCCACUGGUUCUACAGCUAUCUAAUGGACCGUCAACAGCGUGUCGUCAUUAACGGUGUUUCAUCUUCCUGGGGGGCAACAGUAGCAGGAGUGCCACAAGGGAGUAUACUGGGACCUUUACUUUUCCUUGUAUAUCUCAAUGACAUCAAAGACCUUCCUUGCAAGUCAAACAUUAACUGCUUUGCAGACGACACCUCAUUGUACAAUUCAGCAAAAACCACCCAGGAAGUAGUUGACACCAUCAAUGCAGACCUGCGUACUGUCUCUACAUGGUUUUUAAACUGGGGUCUCAAACUUCACCCAGAAAAAUGUAAGGUUGUUUGCAUCAAGUCAGACUGGAAGAAUGUACAGCUACCAUCUAUUUACAUCCUUGGAAAAGUUGUCGAACAAGUGUCGUCAUACACUCACCUUGGAGUCACCAUCCAUCAGUCCCUGAUAUGGAAUGAACAUGUACAAGCGUAAACUAGCAAAGCCAGGAAACUCUUAGGUGCUCUCUGCAAACUUAAGGGAAAGUUAAGUAGGGAGGCCCUUGAGUUAGCCUACGGUACACCACCAUGAUACGAUCCAAGUUAGAAUACGCAUCAGUACUGCUGGGAGAUCUCAGUAGUACAGCAAGUAAGAUGCUUGACAAAGUGCAAUACCAUGCAGGCUGCCUUAUAACCGGAGCCAUGAAGGGGACCCCCAGUACCAGCCUUGCACAAGAACUUGAAUGGGACAGUCUGGCCACAAGGAGGCACCAUCAUUCCAUGGUGAUAAUGUACAAGCUCAUGAAUGGACUGGUACCAGUACACCUGCAGUCACUCAUCCCCUCAACAAGAGGCGAACAGAGAACGACUCGACAUACCCCGCUGUAGAACAAAGCUGUACAGGUCCACCUUCAUUCCACAUGCAUCAACUCUUUGGAAUCAACUUCCACAGAGACUGAAGGAUGCUAACAACAUGAACACCUUCAAGAGAAUGUGCAAGGACUGCCUCUUGACGCCAAGGCAACACCAGGCGUACAGACGACAGGGUAUCCGGCUUUACAACAUCCUUGCUGCCAGACUAAGAAUGGACUGGAGCCCAUUAAACGCCACCUUGCAUAUAAUGAAGAUAAAAGACAAAGCGUGUUCCUGUGGUUCGUCCUCUGAAACUGUCGCCCACUAUCUGCUACACUGUCCGCUCUACAACAACCAGUGUGAAGUCUUAGCCGCCACUGUUGAACAGUUCACACAAGAUCGGCUGACCAAAUCAGUUCUACUACAGGGGCUACCGGGCGGUGAUAACUGUACAAACAAACAAGUAUUUCAGGCACUUGAAACUUACAUUUCCUCUACAAAACAAUUUGAUGUUUCUUCCAGUUAAACCACCCCAGACCUUUCUUUGUCUCAAACCAACUUCUAAUUUGAACACCUAUUAUUCAAAGUUCUGAGCUCAGAUUAAUUAUGACCUCUGACCUCCCAAGGCUCUAAAAUUGUAUUAAGUCUAUGUUACUUAUUGUGAAUAUUGGGUUAUGAUGUCUAUGUCUUAUGUUAUCUAUUGUGAAGUUUGGUUCCAUAAGUAUGUUUGAUAUGUGGCUUUUUUUUUUUUUUAAAUGUAUUAUUGUGUUACUUUGAAAUUGGAACUCUGAGUGUAAGCAAGUUCUUCUUAAAGUACAAGUUAAGUUAAUGUUGACCCGAUGUAUGUUUAUGGCACCCGAAAUCAGCGUCGCUGCCUAUUGUAUUGUACUGUUGCAAUUCAAUAAAAGAAAAGAUCCAGGUCUUUAAAGGGGUUUCUGUUGAUCUUUGUGAAUGAUUUAGCUGAGAGAUAAGAGCCAGCACAAGUGAGAAUCAAGCCAACUGUUGUGUGU
Molecule: messenger RNA, 6608 nt
Organism: Neoarius graeffei (lesser salmon catfish)
Lineage: Eukaryota; Metazoa; Chordata; Actinopteri; Siluriformes; Ariidae
Gene: tead1a
Product: TEA domain family member 1a
Exons: 13
Coding region: 413-1783 (456 amino acids)
Biological process (GO): regulation of transcription by RNA polymerase II; hippo signaling; embryonic organ development
Cellular component (GO): transcription regulator complex
Molecular function (GO): RNA polymerase II cis-regulatory region sequence-specific DNA binding; DNA-binding transcription factor activity, RNA polymerase II-specific
Source: RefSeq, a predicted model, not a curated record